Messenger RNA from Propithecus coquereli (Coquerel's sifaka), 1647 nucleotides. RefSeq names its product protocadherin gamma-B2-like. Gene Ontology annotation, biological process: homophilic cell-cell adhesion. Gene Ontology annotation, molecular function: calcium ion binding. The annotation marks the transcript as partial. Gene Ontology annotation, cellular component: plasma membrane. The transcript has a single exon. Lineage: Eukaryota; Metazoa; Chordata; Mammalia; Primates; Indriidae. The record is from RefSeq and is a predicted model, not a curated record.
AAUAGAGCGAAGCAGUGGAGCAGGACCCGGCGGCGGCAAGUACUCUUUCCCUUCCUGCUGCCUUUGUUCUGCGGGGCUCUCUCGGAGCAGAUCCGAUACUCUAUUCCCGAAGAAAUGGCCAAGGGCUCGGUGGUGGGGAACCUCGCUGAGGACCUGGGGCUGCAUGUUCGGGAUUUAUUGACCCGCAACCUCAGAGUUAGUGCAGAGAAACAAUACUUUACCGUGAACAUGGAGAGUGGGAACAUACUUGUGAGUGACAGAAUUGAUCGGGAGUCGCUCUGUCUACAAAAUCCUCUGUGCGUUGUACCCUUAGAAAUUGUAGCACAGAAUCCCCUAAAUGUUUUUCACAUAAACGUGAUGAUAGAAGAUAUAAACGAUAAUCCACCUCAUUUCCCCCAAAAUAACAUUGUUUUACAAAUCAAUGAACUUGCAAUGCCAGGCACUCGGUUUGGCCUGGAAUCUGCUAUAGAUGCAGAUGUAGGGCCUCACUCUGUCCAGAGUUACCAACUCAGCUCUAGUGAGCAUUUCUCUCUGAUGAUGAAGGGCAAGACUGAAGACAAGAAUGCCCCAGAAUUAGUGUUGACGAAGCCCCUGGACCGGGAACAACAGAGCUCCCAUCUCCUGGUCCUGACAGCGGUGGACGGGGGCGACCCGGUCCUAACUGGCACUGCUGCAAUUCAAAUAAAGGUCACUGAUGCCAACGAUAAUGCCCCGGUGUUCAGCCAUGAUAUGUACAAAGUCAGCCUUAGAGAGAACUUGCCCCCAGGCACCUCUGUGCUAAAGGUGACAGCCACCGACCAGGACGAAGGUGUCAAUGCAGAAAUAACCUACUCAUUCAAAUCGCUACGAGAUGAUACUGGAAAUAUUUUUAUGCUAGACCAUCAAAACGGAGAAAUUAAAUCCAAAGGCCCUAUAGAUUUCGAAACCAGUAAAAGUUAUACCAUGAACAUAGAAGCCAGGGAUGGUGGAGGCAUGACCAGCGAAUGUAAAAUUAUACUAGAAAUUCUAGAUGAGAAUGACAACACCCCAGAUGUGGUUUUUACUUCCGUGACCAGUUCCAUAACCGAGGAUGCAGAACCUGGAACUGUGAUCGCUCUAUUCAAAACACAUGAUAAAGAUUCAGGAGAAAAUGGGGAGGUCACAUGCGUCAUAAAAGAAAAAGUUCCUUUUAGAAUUGAAUCUUCCUCCAAUAAUUACUACAAGCUUGUAACAGAUGGGGCCCUGGACCGGGAACACACUACAGAGUACAAUGUCACCAUCACUGCCACAGACAGGGGCAAACCGCCUCUCUCCUCCAGUACUUGCGUCACCCUACACAUUGGAGAUGUUAAUGACAACGCUCCGGUUUUCCACCAGGAGUCCUACGUGGUCCACCUGGCGGAGAACAAUCCUCCUGGAGUCUCCAUCGCUCAAGUCAUUGCCUAUGACCCUGACUUGGGGUCCAAUGGCUGCGUCUUCUACUCCAUUGUGGCCAGUGACCUGGAGACGAGGGAGCUAACGUCUUACGUGUCCGUGAACGCGCAGAGCGGAGUGGUGUUCGCGCAGCGCGCCUUCGACUACGAGCAGCUGCGCGCCUUCGAGCUGACGCUGCAGGCCCGCGACCAGGGCUCGCCCGCGCUCAGCGCCAACGUGAGCCUGCGCGUGUUG